AACCCAGAUAAAAUAACACAGUUUGUCACCUCAAAUGUAAGAAUCCACUCACAUCUUGUGUGAAACUAACACUGUUAUGUGGCAUGUAACUGAGUUUUCGUUAAGGAUAGAGAGAUUUCACAGCUGACUGUGAUUAAUUAUAAAUCACAUUAUGUGGAAUAAUUGAUAUUCAUACUUAGUAUUAUAUGGCAGUUGUACUACUUUGCUACAUGUAGUGUAUAAUACAGUAUAUAUAGUGGUCUGAAAACAUUGGUACAGUUUUUUUUUCUCCAAGUUUUCCCAAGAGUGGUUUGGAUUGAUUAUGACACUUACUCAUCAGGUAUGGACAAAAUUGAUGAUUAAUAUUUCCCAGUUACUAAUACCUAAAAAAAUUGCUUUCAGUUUGUCCGUUUUUAGUGAUUGAGAAUGAUAAUUCAUCAAAAAGUGCUUGAGAUUUAUGAGGAAAUCCUGUAAGCUCUUUUGAAGAUACAUUGUUUAAAACAAUCUGCUUGUCAGAUAUGCUUUUACCCCACAUUGCCUGUAUCUGGCAUGUAAUUAUCAUCAGUUGGUUGAAUUUCAUGUCCUAGCACCAGGACUUACUUCAUGCUAGCAGUUAUAAUAUAUUCCAGCUACUACCCUUAAAGCACACAUUACAGACUAGGAUACUUCAUUCUUUUUUCCAUUAAAAUUCAUUAAUAUUAAGUAAUAUUCUAUUAACCUCGAACUACAUGAAAAUUUUCAUUCAUUCUACCUCUUCUCGAUAGAAUAAAAAAUCAGAUGGCUCUAGUCUUUCAGUGAGCUAACUGCACAGAUUUUGACUGCACUGUCACGGGCCUAAACACAAAUUGUUUAAAUGUGGGAACAGGUAUAUUUGUUACAGUCUGCAGGAGGAAGUCAGAAGCCAUGUCGACAUCAGGUAUCAAACAGAUCGUGAUAAUGACCACUAAAACAAAUAUGGAAGCCAAAGGAUUUAACGUGUCAUCUGCUCACUGCUAGAAGUGAGACGGCUUCACUGGAUCCUCAGUUACCAGCCUGCUGUGAGAAAAUGAAAUCAGAGUUGGGACUAAAUUCUCAAACGGAAGAUCUACUUAAAAAUGGCCAGUAUUGGUCAUUGAUUGGGACUGGACAACAGCCUGACCAUAAGCACUCAUUGUGGAGAAUCCUGAAUUGAUGUAUAUAAGACUGUUGAAUAGUUGUCUCUUUGGAGUCUCGGGGGAACCCUGUCGUAAUUGUGAAGUAGAGACCCCUGUUGGACAUAUGUAAUGUCCAGUUACCUAUGUCCAGGUGAGAGAGACGUAGUAGAAAACCUGUCUAUAUGGUCACUUAUCUAUGUCCAGCUUCAGUCAGUGUAAAUAGUGUCACUGUCUGUGAUACCAUUUAAAAACUCUGUCAUCUUGAAAGCAGCAUAAAGGCAUUGGGAUCAAUAUCUAAAGAAAUAUGGACUCUAGUGACUUUCAGUAGCUAUUAUGGAGGAGCAGGAAAUAACAGAAGGAAAAGCCCUGCCAAGCCAUACAAACAGUGAUUUUGAUAAUACAUUGAAUAACACUGUACUGGACAGGGAAGAGGAGGACAAGACAGAUGCUGGUGGUGUCAAAGUGGACAACACAGUGGACAAUGAAGUGGUCAAGGAAGAAAAAGAAGAACAAGGAGAUGACCAUCCUGUUGAAAAGCACCCAGUAGACAGAGCAGUCGACCGUGCUGCCAAGUCAGAGGCUCUGGAGAAGGAGUACGUCCAUGAUGUGUAUGAGAAGAUUGCCCCGCACUUCAGUGAUGCUCGGUACAAGGCAUGGCCAAAAGUGAAGCAGUUUAUUGAGGACCUGGAGCCAGGAGCACUGGUGGCUGAUAUAGGUUGUGGUAAUGGCAAGUACCUAGGUAUUAACUCCAGUGUAUAUAAACUGGGCACUGAUAGAUGUGCUCGUCUGGUAGAGAUAGCAGCUGAACAUGGACAUCAGACCAUGGUUUCUGACAGCCUUCUCCUGCCCUACAGAGACAAUGUGUUUGAUGCUGUUAUUUCUAUUGCUGUGAUUCACCAUUUUUCUACUAUUGAGCGUCGUAUUCAGGCCAUACGCGAAUUGGCCCGGAUCUGCCAAAUUGGAGGAAAAGUUAUGAUCUAUGUGUGGGCUAUGGAGCAAACUAAGAGAAAGUUUGAGUCCCAGGAUGUCCUGGUUCCAUGGCACCUGCAUCCUAAAUAUAAACAUAAAAAAGAGAAAAAGAAGAAAAACUCCUCCAUAGAAAAUGAUCUCCCAAGCUCCAGCUCAAUCAGUGAAGAUGAGACUCAAGGUGACCCUGUUGCUAUGACAAUCACCUCGGAGUCUGACAUUGUUGACAACGAUAAUGAUACCAAUGGUAGCAGCAGUUCACAACAUGACAAUAUGCUCCGCAGUAGCUGUCGCCAGAUCCAGGAGUGGUGUAAGAAGAAGCGCGGGUCUCUGAGCGACAGCACGCCAGAGCAUGCAUCUAUGCAAGAUAAUGGCGAGGUCACCAGAAUUCAGGUGUUAAAAUACCAAGACAGCAGUAGUUUUGAAGGAGAAGAAGAGCCUAGUUUUAACUGUCUCAAGCAUGCAUGGAAAAAGGACAGAGUGCAUCCACGGAAACAGUUCCAGGCCAAAGCAUUCACUGCUGACCAGGAAGAUGAAACCAGCUUCACGAAUCCACUGGACAGCAUGCUGGAGAGUAUCAAACGCCAAAUCAACUAUGGCGCAAUAGCACCAGCAGAAACAAGCAAACAAUCAUCGAGGACCUCGUCACCUCAGAGAAAGAAGAAACGGCACCCCAAACUUGCUCAUACGCUGUUACUUAAAGACUAUGGGAGCACUGACAGUGAAACGGCCUCCUCUCCCGAGGACCAGCAGUGUAAGAUACGCUUCUCUGAUCUCAUAAAGACAAAACUGAAAAGCAUUCUCAAUUUUAGAUCUCAGUCCGUGGAUGAGGAGACACUGAUGGGGCACCGUAUGAAGCCGGCACCCACCUCCUCUUCUUGGUUCAGUUUCUGGUACCAACCUGAGAAUGUCAGCGAAGAGGAACUACAUGUUGUGCCACCUGUUGAUAAAGCUGAAAUAGAUGUGAUAAAUGCUGAUAACAAGGAGACAAUCAGUCUGCUCUCUCAGUCCGUUGACUCUGGUAUCCAGAGUUGCAUGAGUAAAGAUAUGACUACUGCUACUUUGCGCUCAAUAGAUUCAGGCAAUAGUUCUGGAAUACAAGGCAGUACACCGACAAUAUCUGGUAGCACUAGAGAUGUACUUGGGAGCACUACUAGUUUGCCUAUCGCUGCAGAGAAAAUAAGAGACGGUAAAGAACAUCACAGAGAUGCAAAAUACAGUGAAUUGCUGAGGAGAAUUAUGAAAGACUGGAACAGGCCUAUUUUAGAGCAUUCAGUGUCACUUCCUGAGGAAGACAUUCCAGCCUUCUGUGUUAGAGAGUUCCCUUUAAGUAGUACAAGACAAGCCCCUCAGAAGGCUUACUCACUGGACACUGGCUAUGAACAAAACAUGGCUAAAAACAGCAACAACUUGGGGCCUGGUGCAACAGGGAAACAUAUGACAAAGGAGGCUCGGAUGAUGGAAGAAGAAAACUCAGAAGCAAGUACGUCAUCCCAUGACUCAGCACUGUCCUUAGACCGUCCAUCAGUUGGAUCUCCCAACACUGAAGAUUCCACUAGCUCGUUGGAGAAAACGGGGCUGGAUCCCACAGCUCAGCAGCAGAAUGCUAGUCUUACGGUUACUACUCCUGAAAUUGCUCGCAAGGACAGCAGUGAAGAAGAGUCAGCUUUUAUGGAGACUUACAAGUAUUAUGCAGAAACACUGUGGAACAAACCUGGAGCUGGACGCAGCAGAGGCAACAGGAUAAACUCAGACUCUUCAGAUGAUUUUAGUGAGAAAGACGAUUUUGAAAUUGAGCUUAAUGUCAGUGGUUUUGUGGUGAGUUUACAAAAAGAUAUGGAUAGCUAUGAAAAGAUGCAGCAGUGGAAAGAUUUGCAGUGGCGUUUUACAGGUCAGCCUCCUCCAUCGUCAUCAACAAAGGAGGAAGAGAGUGCCAGUGCCCUUGACGAAGUGUUUUCAGAGUCCAGACUCUUUGAUGCAUCUCAAAAGAAAGGGGAGAAUUUAUUUUGGCAACUUCCACCAAAUUCAAGUGGCCUCCCUUUGCUAACACUGUCUAAACCCAGUGACGCAUCAGGGAGCAGUCCACUGUUCAUGGGUGUGUCACAGGAAAGCGAUGUCACAAUCACAGACUCGGUUUCAGAAAAAGAUCUCAGUGUUGACCCAACCAGGUCAGGGAAAGCCCCUAGUAUUACUCUCUCUGAUCGUAAUAAUAGCAGCAGCAAUGGCUCUAAUGGGUCUCACUCAUCAUAUUCUCAAGACUCGGACUUAGACUCUGAGCCUAGCUCAACUCAGACUGUUAUUUGCAAAUCUACAGUUGAUCGCCUGGAUUGCUUAUCGCGUAAUGGUGGAAGUGGGACAUCCCAGGAUUCAGAUGACUCUAAUGGCAGCUCAAGCAGGACUAUGACCCACACUUCGAGCACUGUGACACCAGACGAGGAUGGAUCACUCCCUCGAUCAAGGGCUCACAGUGCCGACUAUAAAGACAUGUUUAGUUCCUUCUUAGAGUUGCAGUCCAGCAUUACAGAGCUUGAAAGAGAGAAUGCUGAAGAGGAAGAAAAAUUAGAGGCAAGUGUACAGACUCAAGACACAGACACUGUGAAAGUCAUAGGUGAAGGUAUUCAAUACUCCUCUUCUGUUGAUACGAAGCCUGUUACAACACCAGACUUUCAGAGUGCUACUCAAGAGAGUGACUCAGUAUCCAGUUUGCCCAGAGCAUUCACUGUUGUUUUGGAGCCAGCUCAGCUUGGGGAGAGCACUACUGAGAAAACUUUGAAAAGCUCCCAUGAAAUAUGUGAUGAAACUUCUUCAAAUGUGCAAUAUGAUGAUGAUAAAACAAAUGAUCUCAAAGUGAAAGAUGGAGCAGUGCCUGAAGCUGAAUAUAGAGAAUGUGCAGUUGUUGCAGAAGAGCACGCAAAAGCAGUAAAAACUGGUGCAGGUGAGGACACCAGUACAACCAACCAACAUGAACAUUCAACUACAGAAUCUGUUGCAUCUAAUACAAGUUAUCAGAAAACAAGUACACCUUGUAUACAAAAAGGACAGUCAGAUGUACAGAAGGAAAGUAUGAAAAAGCAUGAAACGGUGCAGAGUGAUAAUACCAAGUCACAAGAGGUGCCAACUGUGUCAGUCGGGCUUGUGCAAUCAACAUCAGAAUCAAAACCUUCAUAUGAAUCUCAGAAUCUCCACCAGGAUACAAAAGUUGAUUCUCCAACACUCAAGAGCCCUCUAGUUCUGCAAUAUUCCACAAGUGAUGAUGUCUUUGAAGACCUGCCAACAGAUGAACCUACUCAAAGUCACAAUGUACAUAACCCAACAACUGAACUCCUCAAACGUGUUGUGUUUGAUAAACAACGAAAUCUUGCUGGGAGUAGCAGUGAUAGUAGUAGCAGUAGCAGUAACCGUAGCAGUGUCAGCAGCAGCAAUGGCAGCAUCACCAGCAGCAGUAACAGUAGCAGCAGUUCUGGAAGGACCUCGGCUUUAAAUAGAAUUGCAUUGCGCAGGCGUAGUUUUCAUCAGACACGCCAGCAAGCCGCAGGAUCGACAGAUUCCGUUGGGGCAAGCAGUAGCACUAACAGUAGUGUAGAGGGCGCCAAGGCUGAGCCUACGUACCAGAGGUAUUAUCAUGUAUUCAGAGAGAGGGAGCUCAUUGAACUGAUAGAAGAACAUGUAGAUAGUCUUCAUAUCAUAAGCUCCUAUUAUGACCAUGCAAACUGGUGUGUUAUUGCAGAGAAAGUACAGGUGUGGACUUUAUGAGAAAAUGAUGACGCCUGUAAUUAACACAGUGUAGAAGUAUUGUCACCUCAAAUAUGUGUCACACAACUUUGAACACAAUAAUUGAGCAAAUGUCACACAUACAGCAAAGAAACUACUACUGACAGUUAAUUUAAUUUUUAUUUGUUGAAACUUUUGAGAAUUAUUGUUUUUAAACUAAAGAGUAUACAUUAGCAUUAUAAACAUUAAGCCCAACACACUUGCUGUUUUCAGCAUGCUAAGUCACACAUUUUGACAUAUAAACCUCAAAGGCAUUUCAGUUUAAGUAAAGUUAGAACAGGACUGUAAAACUAUCCAGUGACUUUUUACUUGGAUAUUUUCUAGGUCAUAGUUCAGCACUGUGUUAUCAUACUGCACAGUGGGUGCAGUAUCAAACUUGUGAUUUGUAGCUAAGUGUGCUAUUGGAUUUGGCAAUUAUGAUAUUAAGCUUUGCUGUGCUUAUUGAAUUCAUUUAUUUUUAUCUCUCCUUUUCAUGUGUGUCAAGUGUUACUUUAAACUCUAGGUAUAGAAUGCCUUAGGUAGCCCAUUUCAACAGCACUAUUAGUUUUACAUCUGAGCACCAGAUGUCAGCACUUGACUUGCAUAUUGUAUCCUAUUAAAAUUGACACCCCCAAGAUUUUAAAGCAAAAUGUAUAAUGAUUGUCUAGUCAACUAUGUCCACUCUUAAGUUGCUUUUUAAUCAGAUGCACACGCUGAGUUCAAUGUCUUGUCUAUAUAGUCAUUUAUAUUUUUGGGGGAUUUUUGUGCAAAUAUUAGGAUUACAGGCCACAAAGUUAUUUUAAGUUAUUUAGUACAAAUAAUUUUUUAAAUUAUUUAAAAUAGCAGCAUACAGUGCAAUAGUUCUAUCAUUAGCAUUUUUAAGCAGCAGCUAUCAAAUUUAAGGUAUAAUUACUGUAGCAUAAGUGAUGAGGGCACAAAAGCAUGAAGUCCCUUCCCAGUUACCAAGUAACUUGUUAGCCAUAACACAAUCAGUGCAAUCUUUUUAUUUUUAUUAAAACUUUCACUUUAUGUACAUUAAUGGUGCAAGGGCUGAGCAUUCAAAAGUGUAAUGUCUUAUGUCUUAUAUGUGGACAAAGCUAAAAUAGAGAUUGGAGGCAGCAGAGGUUUGCUCCUCAAGAUAUUACUUACACACACUCAAUAUUUUAUUACAGAUAUGGUGCAUUCCAGAUGAUGACCAGUAUUCUUCUCUUAUUCCAUCUGCAUUAUUUUUAUUUAACAUUAUUUUAUUUUGUCAGCUGAAGCAGAACAAAGUCCUGUUGUCAGCGAUGAAAAGAUUUGAAACUCUGUCUAAAGCUGUGAAUUGUGAGUUUCUUGUAGGAAAUAAGAAAUUGAACAAUUUAAAGAAGUAUUUGUGAUAGUGUUAGUUUAUGUCACUGUGCAAUAUGUACCCAAUGAACUUCAUGAGUAGCCCAUGCUGUUUAUGAAGUCCAUCUUUCAUAGACAUGUAUAAUAUGAUGGAUAGAUCUAGUAUUAAUAUUAUUAUAUAGAAUCUCAGAAUCUCAAUUCCAUUGAAUCUCACUGCAAAUUUUUCCAAAGGUAUUUACAAUUAAAUUUACUAAUUUGUGUCACAUGAAAUGUGAUGCUAUGUGUUUUAAAAUGUAGAGCAGUUUUAAAGCAGAAAGACGGCUGUUAACAUUUUUUUUAGUUUAAUUGUUUUGGAUUUAUAUAUGACUUACAGACAAAGUGAUCCUUAAUGGCUAUACUGUAGCUGUUCUUCAAACAAAGCUCUAUUGAUAUGAUAUUUUGGAAUGUUAGUGUGUGGAGAGCAUUCUACCAUAUGUGCUUAUGGGAUAAACCCCACUGAAUUAUUGGCCAAUACAUUGGCUUUUAAAAGGGCAUAUUGAAAUUUAAGACUGACCAAAGUUAAUUCAAAUUGGAAAACUUUGUAGGAUUGUGGUAUUAUUCGGUUUAGAAUAUGAUUUUUGAAAUGUAUGCUUCAUUGUUUUUUUUUAUUAUCAGAAGUGGGGUUGCAUGCUUUUAAACUGAAAUAUCUAUUAUGAAGACAAGGAACUUCUAUAUAUAUCAAUUUUGAUUAUUAUUUAAAAUGUAUUUUCAAAUAGCAUUUAUGAUAAGUGCAAUCAGAUGUAAACUGCAGGUUCCACUUACAUGGUUUUUUGACUGAUAGGCCAUUCUUUCAGUUUAUUUUGUAUUUCAUAAUUGGCAUAACAUUAAGGCCAAGUGUGUAGUAUGUGAGUUUGUAGAUAUAUAACAGCUGAGCAUUUGCACAAAUAAACUGAUUGCACCUCUGAGCUUUGAUGUCAUUAAAGAGUUCAUUUAAGACAGUGAUAUUGCUUUA
Molecule: messenger RNA, 8145 nt
Organism: Lingula anatina
Lineage: Eukaryota; Metazoa; Brachiopoda; Lingulata; Lingulida; Lingulidae
Biological process (GO): tRNA methylation; tRNA wobble uridine modification
Cellular component (GO): nucleus; cytoplasm
Molecular function (GO): tRNA (5-carboxymethyluridine(34)-5-O)-methyltransferase activity; tRNA binding; S-adenosylmethionine-dependent methyltransferase activity
Source: RefSeq, a predicted model, not a curated record